AUGUGUCUGGUUCCAGCCGGAUUUUGCGGGUUCAGCAUUCGGGAUGACCGGAGUGCAAAGGUUUAUCGUCGUUACAAUCUACUGCCAUAUUGUCUAUGUUUCAGUCUAAAUCUUCAUGUUCAUGUAAGUUUUGGGUUUAUUCUUACUUCAUACUAACUUUAUGGAAUACCAUUUUAUGGCGUAUUUUACAAAUCUUCAAAAGAAAUUUGAUUUUUUUAUUGAUUUUUUAAUUUUUUAUUCCUAAAAUACGACCAGGCCAUUGCAAAAUUUUUCUUUGCAAAAAUUUUACUUCAUAGAUUCUAAGUUUUAAAUUUUGCGACUGCACAGUGCAAUUUGUUUUUUUUUUUUGUUUUCUGUACUAACCUUUACACUACCGUUAAAGGCCGAAUUCUCAAAACCGGAUGCUCGGAUUUUUUUUAAAUCUUGCAAGUAGCAUUUCCAUUGGUCAUAUUUUGAUCCUUAAAAAUUUUAGCUCAAACUCUCCAACAAGUGCAGAGAUAUUUCACAAUAUUUGCGGAUAUUGAAAAUAAUGAAAUAGGGCUAAUUUUUGGGCUGUAUCUUGGCGAGGUUUGCAUGGAAACAUUUGAAUUUUUGUGUCAGCACUAUACUCCGCAAUUAGAAUGAGACUAGUAAACUUUUUUAGAAAAAAGUCCAAAAAAAAUUUUUUUUUUUUUUUGGAUUUUUUGGCCUAAAAUCCCGAAGAUUUCUGUAAACGUAAGCAAAAAAAUUCAAAUAUGAUUUAGAAACUUCUACAGGGUGGGCCACUCGAAACGGGUAAGUUUUUUCUUUGGAUUUCUCCGCGGAGACUCCGCCGAUUUUCCCGAAAUUUAGAUUUUUGUGUAGCUGAGACCCGCCAUUUUUAACCGGUUGAAUUUGAAAAAAAUAUAUUUUGAAUUGACCUUUCUAUGCCUUCCCAAAGUUUUGAAGAAUUAUUUUCGAGCCGAAACCGCUAAAACUUUGAAAACUUUUGGAAUGAUUUUCAAUUGACUUUCCCGGACUUGGAAAAUUUUUGGCUUUUUUUGGGGGAAAUCGCGGAGUAAAAAGUUGCUAGUGCUCGCCUUAAACUUGUUUAAAGCAAGUUGAAAGCCACAAGAGGGUUGUUUGUAUUACCAUUAGGGCACGAACAUUCAAAAAAAAAAAGGUUUCAAAAAGAUUGCAAAAGUCCACACAAUUGGCAACGAGCCCCAGCUCCAAGUCAUCAUUGAAGCUUGGAGCCCAGCCCGAUUAAAGAUAGACGAUGUUCACGAUCUGCAAUUCGAGCUGUUCACGACUCUCAUGACUCUCAAAGCUCCUACAAGUUUGUGCUGCGAGAGGAAAUGGGCAUUUCGGACUCAGAUAGAAAUAUUAAUAAUCAGGUCGUUAAAUAAAAUUGUUUUUACGACAAAUAUUUUAUGGUUAUCUGAGGUAAAACUUAGAAAAUUUCACCCAAAAACUCGAAAAAAUGACCAAGUUUUCGAAAUCAUUCCAAAAAUUUUCCAAGUUUUAGCGGUUUCGGCCCGAAAAUAAUUCUUCGAAACUUUGGGAAGGCAUAGAAAGGUCAAUUCAAAAUAUAUUUUUUUAAAAUUCAACCGGUUAAAAAUGGCGGGUCUCAGCUGCAGAAAAAUCUAAAUUUCGGGAAAAUCGGCGGAGUCUCCGCGGAGAAAUCCAAAGAAAAAACUUACCCGUUUCGAGUGGCCCACCCUGUACUCUAAAUUUGAGUCAAAUUUUAUCAAAUUCCGAUGGGUUUUGCUUUGAAAAUUUUUCGAAUUUUUUGCACUGUGCGGAAGAAAAGAAUGAAAAAGACUGCACAGUGCAGUAGAAAAUUUUUUUAUCUCCCAAACAAAGUCAAAGAGAUCCAAAAACGAGCCAUUUAUAUAAUCACAACCCUUCAAGAUCAAUUUCUACCUUGAUUUUGCAGUUCAUUUCUUACCGUACAUUCCAGAGCGCUGCGUUUUAUAUGGCCAUAUCCGAUAUAAUCACCUAUUCUUAUGUCUUAUGCCGGCUUUGGCGGAAGUUUGAAGCCGAAUAUUUUUGGUAUAUCGAAUAUGCGACCACAAUGUCUCUACUGUUCGCCACGAUCAUGGUCGUGAUUGGAAAUCGCCUCAGAAGACGGGGAUUUUAUCAACUCUACCUUCAAGUUCAUGUAAGUCAAUAUAAAAAAGUGUUCAAAAUAAAAUUUACAUAUCGUAUUUUAGAAGGUCCUGCUUUAUGGAAUGCUAAUCACAGUUUUUGCUCGCUACAUUUCAAUGUGGAUGUUUUUGCGGGAGACCGAUGAUCUUAUAGGCGCCUAUUUCUUUACUGUCUUCAAAAUGAUUGAAUUAUUUCUUAUCACGUGCGCAUUCUGGUACGCAAAUAGUCGACGAGGGACGAUCAUUCACGAUUAUUGUUAUGUUUGCGAAAAGAAGCCGAACAAUGACAGAAUGAUUAUUGUUUGA
Bursaphelenchus xylophilus (pine wood nematode) is the source of this 2414-nucleotide messenger RNA. NCBI's taxonomy places the organism in Eukaryota, Metazoa, Nematoda, Chromadorea, Rhabditida, Aphelenchoididae. The record is from the annotation of a GenBank genome assembly.